UUUCCGGUCCACAUGUAAACGCGUUGUUUUUAGUUUGCACGGUAAAUAAUUAUAGUUACUGUAGAUACAGUAUAUAUUGACAAAGCUACUGGUUCUCACUUUCUUUGAUUAUAUAAGCGACAUUCAUAGACUCUAAGCAUGAAACUACUGACGCACAACAUGUUGACAUCUCACGUGAAAGGGGUAACCAAAGGAUACCCUCUCCUCAUCAAGGCGACGGAGGUGAAAGUGAGUGAGGUGGAGUUUAAUCCCAAUUUCGUGAGUCGAAUGAUCCCCUCAUCCACCACCCUCUCACCCCAACCGUUCAUUGUAUGGGACUGCUGGCAUUAGAAGUGAGGGAAAACUGGACUCUUGUUUGAGUGUAUAGGAAAAAAUACCACACUGUUGAAUUGGUUAUAUAGUAUAGUACCUGGGGCAAUGAAAUGUGAACACACUGCUGCCCCAUGAAAACCACAGAACGGAUCUGAAUGCUUCUACAUUGUCCAAUAUCUGUGAGCUGAUUUUGUUUUAUUUAUUUUUAUAAAAAUGUUUCGGUG
Molecule: messenger RNA, 536 nt
Organism: Salmo salar (Atlantic salmon)
Lineage: Eukaryota; Metazoa; Chordata; Actinopteri; Salmoniformes; Salmonidae
Gene: trmt112
Product: tRNA methyltransferase activator subunit 11-2
Biological process (GO): rRNA (guanine-N7)-methylation; tRNA methylation; peptidyl-glutamine methylation
Molecular function (GO): protein heterodimerization activity
Source: RefSeq, marked provisional